Messenger RNA from Prunus mume (Japanese apricot), 819 nucleotides. The record is from RefSeq and is a predicted model, not a curated record. Lineage: Eukaryota; Viridiplantae; Streptophyta; Magnoliopsida; Rosales; Rosaceae.
UAUUUUUAAUAGCAGACAAUCUUCUUUUUAUUUUAUAGAAAGAAGAAAGAACUCCACCUUUGACAGACACAAUACCCUUCUUCCUCCUAAAAUCAUAAGAAAAUAAAAAAGCUUCCUCAGCUCCAUUUGUAGGCACAGCAGUAAGUACACCUGGCAGGACUUUGGAGCCAAGCUGCAAGAGAUUGAUAAGCCUUCAUCAGAUUGCUUAAUUUCAGCACAGGGCUUGCAGAUACAGAGACAAAAGAAGAAGAAGGGGAACCAGAACCGGAAUCAGACUGUUGCAGUGAUAACCAUACCGGUUGCUCUUAAGAUCGCCAUUGAGUUUAGAACGAGGAGUUUGUCUCAGUCGCAGGAGAAGACGAUGAAAGUCAACAUCUUGCAGUGGCAUGCUGUUGCUUCAUGGACAUGGGAUGCACAAGAUGAAACAUGUGGGAUUUGCAGGAUGGCAUUUGAUGGUUGUUGUCCUGAUUGUAAACUCCCUGGGGAUGAUUGCCCACUAAUUUGGGGUGCAUGCAACCAUGCUUUCCAUCUUCAUUGCAUCUUAAAAUGGGUAAAUUCACAGACUUCUCAGGCGCAUUGCCCCAUGUGCCGCAGGGAGUGGCAAUUCAAAGGGUGAGAGAAAAACUGGAAUCACUUUUAGGGUUUUCCUGCUUGCUUUCUCUUUCUUCAAGUGCAGGGGUUGCCAAUGCAGGCUUGCAAUUGUUUGAUUAUAUACUGGUUGAUGUAAAGUCAAGCACCUCCUUUGUAUUUGUUUUGUAUUGGUUGAUGUAAACAGUAGCUACAAUCAUUUAUUAUAUUCCCCAAAACACAUUUAGCAAA